UCCUGAGUCUGGAGUCAUGGCAACCAAGCCCAAGCUCUACUACUUCAAAGGCAGAGGGCCGAUGGAGUCAAUCCGUUGGCUGUUGGCUGCAGCUGGAGUGGAGUUUGAAGAACAAUUUCUUGAAACAAAAGAACAAUAUGAGAAGUUACAGAAGAAUGGAUGUCUGCUUUUUGGUCAAGUGCCUCUUGUUGAAAUGGAUGGAAUGAUGCUGACACAGACCAGAGCCAUUCUCAGCUACCUUGCAGCCAAAUACAACCUGUAUGGCAAGGACUUGAAGGAGCGAGUGAGGAUUGAUAUGUAUGCUGAUGGAACCUUAGACCUCAUGUUGAUGAUUGCAGUGGCUCCAUUCAAACCCACUGAGGAGAAGAAAGAAAGCUUGGCUUUGGCAGUGACAAAAGCCAGAACCCGGUAUCUCCCUGUUUUUGAAAAGAUUCUGAAAGAUCAUCAGGAAGAUUUUCUUGUUGGCAACAAAUUAAGCUGGGCAGACAUACAAUUGUUAGAAGCUAUAUUGAUGCUGGAAGAACUUGAUGGUUCUGUUCUUUCUGACUUUCCUCUGCUGCAGACAUUUAAAACCAAAAUCAGCAAUAUCCCUACCAUUAAGAAGUUUCUGCAGCCUGGGAGUCAGAGGAAACCACCACCAGAUAGUCACUAUGUGUCUGUGGUCAGGGAUGUCCUGCAAUUUUAAAGUCUGAGGACAGCCAAGAGAAACAAUUUAGUCACUGCAUCAGUAUGUGUCUCUAUCUGCACAAUGUAGAUUCUAGAAUUACUGCAGUGAAAAGUACCAUAAUGUCAUAAAUACAAAAACUUAAUUAAAAAAA
Molecule: messenger RNA, 818 nt
Organism: Suncus etruscus (white-toothed pygmy shrew)
Lineage: Eukaryota; Metazoa; Chordata; Mammalia; Eulipotyphla; Soricidae
Product: glutathione S-transferase alpha-4-like
Biological process (GO): xenobiotic metabolic process; glutathione metabolic process
Molecular function (GO): glutathione transferase activity
Source: RefSeq, a predicted model, not a curated record